AUGGUGAACUCGGGCAUACCUCUUAUGGACCAUCGUAUGACUCCUUUUGGUAGUUUGGAUGAAGAGAGUGUACAAAAAGAAGGUGAGGACCGCACAUCGGAGGUUGGUGGUGGAGACUCCGAUGAUAAUUUGCACGAUCCACUAAUCUCACGCUAG
Dovyalis caffra is the source of this 156-nucleotide messenger RNA. NCBI's taxonomy places the organism in Eukaryota, Viridiplantae, Streptophyta, Magnoliopsida, Malpighiales, Salicaceae. The record is from the annotation of a GenBank genome assembly.